Molecule: messenger RNA, 2201 nt
Organism: Carya illinoinensis
Lineage: Eukaryota; Viridiplantae; Streptophyta; Magnoliopsida; Fagales; Juglandaceae
Product: rust resistance kinase Lr10-like
Exons: 2
Coding region: 878-2044 (388 amino acids)
Biological process (GO): protein phosphorylation
Molecular function (GO): protein kinase activity; ATP binding
Source: RefSeq, a predicted model, not a curated record
GAGAAACCUUCCUUCCCUUUGAGAGGCUGAGAAACCUUCCUUCCAUAAAACAGAUACAAAAUAUUUGCUUAUAAGAAAUGGCAAUGAUGAUCAUCUCCUACUUCUUCUUGUUUGUGGUAAUUUUCAUCUUACCCGCCCACGUACAAGGCCGAAAUGAGUGUGCUGAUUCAUUACAGUGUGCAAGCCACGGCCCAGCCGUCCGAUCUCCUUUCCGACUUCAAGACCGACACCCAGACCACUGUGGCUUUUAUGGGUUUCUUCUGUCCUGCACUGAUAAAAACCAAACGGUGCUCCACCUACCGGAUUCAGUAGAACUGUUUGUCGAAAACAUUGACUACAAAUCUCGGAGAAUCCAAUUGUAUCAUCCACACCGUUGCUUUCCAAGAGAUAUUCGGCAUCUCAAUUUAUCUUCCUCGCCUUUCCAGUUCACACCAGAUCCAGAUUACCCUUUAGCUGACUAUGCCUUUUUCGGUUGUUCCCGUAAAAAAACAGAAGAAGAUAAAUACACUUGGACCUCUUGUCUUAGUGGCCCUAACCACCAAGUUCAUGCCUUGGCUUAUGAAGAUUCCAUCACCAGCUUUCCCUUACCCCCUUGUAGAAGGAUUUAUGACGUUAGAUCGAUCCCAAGUUAUUUGGUAUCCAGAGAAACUAUUUACAUGAAUUGGUCCAGAGAAACUAUUUACAUGAAAUUAAAUAUAUAUAUACAUAUAUACACACACACACGCAUAUAUUGAAGUGUUUUAUAUCCUGAAUGUUAUUCCUAAAAUUUGGAAGAAAACUAAAAUUAGAAAAAAAUAAUAAAUAAAAACCGAUGCCGGUUGUGAAUAAUAAAUAAUCUCUCUUUUUUUUAAUUUCACAAGCAUGAUGAGAAUCUGAUAUGUUAAAACAUUUCGCAGGUACGUCAUCAACAAAAGUAGUCACCGCUGGUGCCGUCUUAGGUCCAUUUCUUGUACUACUGGUGGUCUUUGCUCUCCAACGUCUCUAUAUUAAUGAUAUGGUAGAAAAAGAAUAUCGGGCAAAGAUUGAAAAGUUCCUGGAGGAUUAUAGAAAUUUCCAGCCGACGAGAUACUCGUAUGCUGAUAUUAAAAAGAUUACAAAUCAAUUUGCUGAGAAGUUGGGCCAAGGAGCAUACGGUACAGUAUUCAAAGGAAAACUUUCCAAUCAAAUUCAUGUUGCCGUGAAGAUCCUGAACAACAGUUCCAAGGAAAAUGGUGAAGAAUUCAUAAAUGAAGUGGGAAUAAUGGGUAGAAUUCACCAUGUUAAUGUGGUUCGCCUUGUUGGCUUUUGUGCUGAUGGAUUUAGGCGAGCACUAGUUUAUGAGUUCUUAUCAAAUUACUCACUAGAGAAGUUCAUAUUUUCAACAAAUGUCAAGAACCGUUUUCUUGGAUGGGACAAGUUGCAAGAUAUCGCCAUCGGCGUUGCAAAAGGAAUUGAAUAUCUUCACCAAGGAUGUGACCACCAAAUCCUCCAUUUUGACAUCAAACCCCACAAUGUUUUGCUUGACGAUAACUUUAAUCCAAAAAUUUCUGAUUUUGGUCUUGCAAAAUUGUGUUCCAAGGAUCAGAGUGUAGUAUCUAUGACUACGGGCAGAGGGACCAUGGGGUAUAUUGCACCUGAAGUGUUCUCUAGAAACUUUGGGAAUGUGUCUUAUAAAGCAGAUGUUUAUAGUUUUGGAAUGUUGCUACUUGAAAUUGUUGGAGGGAAGAGAAAUGUUGAUGUCACAGCGGAAAGCACUAGCAAGGUCUACUUUCCAGAAUGGAUUUAUAAUCUUUUAGAACAAAAAGAAGAGUUAAGAGUCUUUAUCGAAGAUGAUGGAUAUACUAAAAUUGUAGAGAAACUUGCAAUUGUCGGACUAUGGUGCAUACAAUGGCACCCAAUGGAUCGCCCUUCCAUGAAACUUGUAGUUCAAAUGUUGGAAGGAGAAGAAGAUAAAUUAAUCAUGCCUCCUAAUCCUUUUGCCUCCUCAGGUCCUACAAAAGUUCAAGCACGGAAACCUACCACGCGUUUAGGUCAAGAUUUGGAGGUUAUCCCCGAAUUAGAUUAAGUAUAAUUGUUUAGAUUUUGUUUUGAAAUCUUGUUGUAGUUGAGCAUUAUUGCUUUUGAUUUUGCAAUCCUAAAGGAAUUCAAGGUUGUUUCUUUUCUAUGAACUUGAUAUGAUUAUAUUUGUUUAAGAUAAAAUCUAGUAGUUUGGAAGGGGCUAA